This is a messenger RNA of Zingiber officinale, 3574 nucleotides long. RefSeq lists its product as uncharacterized. The record is from RefSeq and is a predicted model, not a curated record. Lineage: Eukaryota; Viridiplantae; Streptophyta; Magnoliopsida; Zingiberales; Zingiberaceae. The transcript is spliced from 3 exons. The coding region runs from base 567 to 3296 and encodes 909 amino acids.
AGCCCACCCGCUUCCUCGCCUCCCUCAGCCGCCUCCUCCCUCGCUCUCCCUCUCUCUCUCUCUCUCCCUCUCUCUCUCUUCGCUGUGGCUGGUACUCCGGAAGAAAGAGACAGAACCUAGCGACGCUCCUCACGCCGUGAUCUCAUCACGAUCAUCCCAAUCCAUCCACCUCCUGAGAGAAAGAUCGAUCCUCGCAGCUCGAAGUAGGUUGGUUCUCGGUCGGCGACGCGAGUGGCGGAGCGGCAUUUCUUCCGGGGUUUCAUAGUUGAUCUUGCCGCUCAGGGUCGCCUCUGCAUAACUGCAUUGUGCUGAGAGAGCGAACUGAGGAAAGGCGAAGCAGAUCUGAAAUAUUCGGCAAUUAACCAAUUUCUGAUACUUCGUGAAUCGUGCAGUGACAUAUUGAAAGAUACAGAUGUGAAGUAUCCGUCCGUUUCAAGCUGAGAAGAGAAUCUAGAAAUUUCUGGAACUUGGGAAAAUUUGCAACUAGUUCAGCUGUGCUGCACAAAAUUCUAGCUGCGAUCAGGGCAAUGAAAUUGCUCGUACUACAGUAAGAGUACCAACAGAUCAUGGCAUCUCCAACCCUAAAAGCAAAAGAUGAAAGCAUGCUUGGAACAAAACAAUUCCAUCAGCAGAAGAAAAGAAUCACAACUCAGACCCAAUCCUCAAAAUCCCCCAGCAAGCCUUCCCCUAGUAGAAUAAAGAAUGUUGACUUCUCAGAGAAGGUUGGGGCACUCAAAACAGAAAAGCUCCCUCGACAAACUGCUAAAGAUAGGGAAGGAAUCAAGAAAAAUUCAGUUAUGUCACCCUUAUGUACUCCUCAAAAGCCAUGGCCUGGUAGGAAGGUUAUUGAGAUGGACGAACCAGUUAAGAACAUGUCAAAUGUGCCCUUGUAUCUUAGGCGCUUGGAGAAACAUGAUAGCAUCCAUGAAAAGGCUCUGAAUGUUGGAGUUCUGGAGUGGGGACUUCUUGAGAAAUGGACACAUGAGAAGUGUGCCACGGAUGGGACGGGCGGAGACUGUGCAUCGAGUUGUACGGAGUCCUCUACGCUUUCUACAUUUGGUUUUUCUAACCAAUCUUGUGGAACAACGGCUAGUCCUUUUUAUCAAGGUAAGAAAUCUUCUGUUCUUGCUCAUAAGAAAAUGUCAUUUUUGGGCAGCCCAACUAUGACGCAGAAGAAGGUAGUAAAUAGACUUGAAGAAGGCAUUUCUGAUUCGAAGAUCUCUUCUAUUAUGCUUCCUAGUGUGGAUUUUAACCCCUUAGAUCUCCAAAAUGACAAAGAUAUGGGAACUUGUUUAGAUUUUGCAAGCGUGUCUGGUGAAGUACAUCUAGAAUCACAAUCUACCACUUCACCUUCAAGAAUUAAUACUGAUCAUGCUACCACAAUCAGGCUUGGUGAGGAUCAUGAUUGUAUCUUGACGGAAGCAGGAAAGUUUGCAGACUUUACCAAUAUUAUACCCUUUACCAAGAAUACAAGGCCACCUUUCCAUAACAAUGGAGGAAUUUCGAGUUUUCUUCAACCUAGUGCAGAUAGUGGACAGCUUAGUUCUGGAUCUACAAUAACUACUGACUAUUGGCAAAGUGAGUCAAACGACAAAAGCCAUUCAGGUGAUGUAGUUGAGGAUUUUGAGAUCAUGGACAAAUUUUCUAAGGUUCCUUAUUCAUGCCCACUUCCUCUGGCCAUUCUGAAUGAUGAACCUGAUAUACCAUGCAAUGUUCCACUGGUAGAAACAACACCAAUUGAUAAAUCAGUUCGAGGAAACGGGGGCAUUGACGUAUGCCCUAGUGGUUCUUGUGAGAAACUUGAAUCCAAUGCUACUCAGAAAUCAAGAAAAUUUGAGGCUAAAGCAACGUCUUCAGCAGGGAAGAAGUCGACCAUCCAUCCGUCUAGUGUGAGACCAACUAGGAUGAGUAAGAGUUCUAGUUCAAAAGGAGGCUCAUCGGAAGAGCUCUUUGAGUCAAUUUCUCUUCUGUACAAUUCCCAUGGAGAGCAAGUAACCAGAAAUAGUAAAGGCCGACAAAGUCCAUUGAGGAGGUUACUAGAUCCAAUAAUGAAGCCAAAGAACAAUCUUCAUUCAACUGGGAAAGUUGCAGCCUUACCUGGUCAGCAUUCUGGUGAACUAAGAACUGAUAAAUCAUCCCCGGGAUUGAACAAACAGUCAAAGACAAAUGUUAAUUCUGUGUCCCAAACAAGAGACAGCAUUAUUACUUCGAAGGAAUUACCUAAUGAUGGUAUAGGAACUCAAACUGACAAAAAUCAUGCAACAAACAUGAAGCAGGCUCUUCUUCAGCUGGCAUGGAAGAAUGGUCUUCCUUUGUUCAUGCUCUCGUCUGGUGAUGGUGAGGUACUUGCCGCAGCAAUAGCAGGAAGCAGUGCUCCCCACAUUGACAAUCUGGAGUGCAUGUUCCAUAUAUUCUCGAUAAAUGGUUCAAAGAAGAAAAACACAUUUUGGAGCAGCUCUGUAAACAAGGACAAGCAACAUCAGUUGAUCUCAAAUGUUGUUGGUCAGUUGAAUGUUGCACUUGGCGAGGUAAAGAGCUUUCGCCAUGGAAGCUUUGAUUAUGUAAGAGAGUUUAUCUUGCAUGACGCUUACAAGUCUUUUGAUUCUUCGACUGCAAGUGAGCUGGCUGCGAUUGUUGUGCCAACACCACCAUUUAGAAAACCUAACUCACGCACUCAGGCCUACAUCUGUAAUUAUGGAGGAUCCUUAUUGACAAAUUCAGCUGGAAAUUCAAGGACAUCACCUGGUGAGAAAAUUUUGCAUUCUUAUCAGCACAAUGGCAAAGGUCAUUCUGGUAUAUCAGUCAUAAUUCCGAGCGGCAUUCAUGGUUUGGCCAAUGAUGGGGAGCCCUCAACUUUGAUAGAAAGAUGGAGAUCAGGAGGUGAUUGUGACUGUGGAGGUUGGGAUGAGGGUUGCGCCUUAACUAUUCUUAGUAACAAAUUUCAAGCGCACAAUUCAUGUGGUUCAUUCCAACCUUAUCAAACUGCAGAUGGCACUUGCCGAUUUGAACUAUUCACUCAGGGAGCAUCUCAGGACACAAGGCAUGCCUUCAGCAUGGUUUCUUUCAAAGAGGGGCUGUACACCGUUGAUUUCCAGGCGUCAAUUUCUCUACUUCAGGCUUUUGCAAUUUGUUUAGCAGUCAUCCAUGGCAAGAAGCCCUAUGAUCAUUCAACCCUGCGAAAGAAUUUGCAGGAACACAAUGUCAACGAUGGAUCAGGGCAAGCUUCUACUACUCGAGGUGACCCUAACAGCUAUGUGCGAAAUCACCCGCCUGUUUCUCCUAUUAGAAGAACUUAAAGUCUACCGAUACGGUGUAGUGCGCAGCUUCUGCAGGAAGAUUCUUGCACCUCUAGAAGAUCAAGGCAAUAUAGUUUGAAUAAAAUCAGCAAUUCAAUUGGGGCCUUGGGCACAAGCCUCUCCGGCGCCACGAAGUCAUACAUAGUAUUAGUAUCAUAUAGCCACUCUGAAAUGCUGUAGCUUCCAUUUCCUUGGCAACUUGUAGGUCAUCUUUGUUUUUCAUGUAAAGAAAACCAUAUCUCCAAGUAAUAGUAUGAGGAGGCUAUAGCUGCGAAUCA